Crotalus tigris (Tiger rattlesnake) is the source of this 1053-nucleotide messenger RNA. It is a transcript of the gene TIRAP, whose product is annotated as TIR domain containing adaptor protein. Gene Ontology annotation, biological process: signal transduction. Lineage: Eukaryota; Metazoa; Chordata; Lepidosauria; Squamata; Viperidae. The transcript is spliced from 4 exons. The coding region runs from base 380 to 1027 and encodes 215 amino acids. The record is from RefSeq and is a predicted model, not a curated record.
CCCGGCGAAGGCGGGGCAGACAGGGCAGCGCUAAGGGCGGAGGGAAGGAAGGUCCCCGCUGGGCGGGCUGGGCGAGAACCUGCCCCCCGGAAUCCCUCGCGCAACGCUGGGCGCGGAGAGGCGGCGUCGCGCCCUGGUCGGAGACGCCAAAGGGGGAAGCGGGCGAGCGGCUGCGUUUCCUCGCAGGGUCUUCGCGGCGGGAGAAAGGCGAGCGGGCCUCCAGCGGUGGUCCCGGCGCCGGGGAGCAGUUGAAAGUAGAUGAAAAGACCCAGCCAGAGUGGAACAGAGCUGAGCUGAGCUGAGUUCCGGUGGGAUGUGGGACCCACGAGCUUCUCCUGCGGAAGGCAGGCGUGAAUAAUUCACAGUGGAAGACUUGCUGAUGGAUAUGGCAGGCUGGUUCAAGGCAUUGCUGCAGAAACCCAGGAAGAGGCCAGAUGCCUCAAAUGGGAUCCCUGGGUGUUCUCCUUCCUCAACUUCCCCUCCCUCGCAGAAAAGUCCUGCUUCGCUCCCUCGUAGCUUGACCGGCAGCCCCAAACUGGGGCCCUCCAUCUCCCGGAUUGUAAGCAGUUCCGACAGUGCCCGAUGGAGCAAGUUGUACGACGUCUGCAUUUGCCACAGCGAGGGCGACCUUGAGUUUGUGGAAGAGCUGGUGACCUACUUGGAGAACCAGCCCGAACAUUUCCGUUGCUUUCUUCAGCUGCGGGACUCUGCUCCAGGUGGGGCUGUUAUGACAGAGCUGUGCAACGCCGUUCAGAACAGCCACUGUUGGGUGCUGCUGAUCACCCCCAACUUCCUGAAGGAUCCUUGGUGUUGCUACCAGAUGCACCACGCCUUGACCGAGGCGCCCAUGGCGAAUGGCCGCACCAUCCCUGUGCUGAAGGAUAUAGAGCGCACGGACUACCCCCGGGAACUCCGGUGUAUUUACUACAUCAGCGUGGUGCUCCAGGAGAACAGUUUCCGGCAAAUCAAAGAGACGAUACUGCGUUAUCUCCUGGACCUUUGUCAAAACCCAAGAAGCACUGACUAAUUGCACGUUUGGAUUAAAAAAAAAAA